This is a messenger RNA of Candida tropicalis MYA-3404, 1140 nucleotides long. RefSeq lists its product as uncharacterized. Lineage: Eukaryota; Fungi; Ascomycota; Pichiomycetes; Serinales; Debaryomycetaceae. The record is from RefSeq and is a predicted model, not a curated record. The transcript has a single exon. The coding region runs from base 1 to 1140 and encodes 379 amino acids.
AUGCUCAGUAUGACAGAUUCAGAGAUAUAUAACCAAAGGGUAAAUAAUAUGAACUUUAGACAAAAGUUGCGUAAUGUCAUUAGUCUGAACCAAGAAGUUAUGGAUGAGAAUGACAACAAUAUGGUGAGACCUAUACUUGAUGAAGAAACUUACAAGCAUUCAAUCAAAGAAAAAUCCAUGAAGGAGCAGUGGAAUAUGUUAGGGAAAGAAAUCAAAACUAUCAAUAAUAAUAGAUAUGAACUACCUUCAAGUAAUAGCAGAGAGAAUAGCCCAAUACCAGCAAAGGAAGAAAUCAGAAAUCGACACACGUCUGAAACACACAAACAAUAUACCAGAAUCCCCACUGUACCAUCCACUUCAAACAAGUCCAUGCCUUCUACUAUUAAACUCGAGGAGGAGAUUCGUCAAUUACAAAUAACUAUUCAAUCAUUGACUACACAAUUAAACGAGAAAGAUAUUGAACGUAAGGAUAUAAUUGAUGAUUUUCAGGCAAAAGAGGUUAGAAUUAUGAAAAGUCGCCAAGAGGAGAUCAAGAAGAUUACAAAAAGAUACGAAAGCAAGAUUCUUAGUAUACAACGUGAUAAUGAAUUACGUAUUGAACAAUUAACUACGGAAAGGGAUCACUUAACAAAGGAAAUCACGAAUGUAAAACAGGAAAACCAAAUACAGUGUGAUAAAUUAAAACGUGUCGUGGAGAGCCUAUCAUCGGAAAAUGAGCAUUUAAGGUUCGAGAACAAGCGUUUAGCAAGUAAAGAUGAGCAAGUAAAUUCUGAACAAAUAAGAUUUAACCAAAGUUUAAUGAUUGAGAAUAAGGAAUUGAAACAAACGAUUGAAAAUAUGAAACGUCAAAAUGGAAUUGUCUACGAUGUUGUACAAGAUGAUAGUGAUGAUGAUGUUGAUGAAGAGAUUGAAAAUGUUCCAAGAAAUGAGUUCAAGUACUAUGCAACAAAGCCAGAGCAACAACAAUAUUCGGGUCCAAUUAUGGAUUCAUGGUUACCAAAUACACCGAAAACAUCUUUACCCAACCUACCACUUGAAAAUAGCCAUGAUACUUAUUCUACAGAGAGAUUGAUGAAUGAAACUUGGAAUUCUGUUGUUCGAGACAGAAAUCAAGUAGAUCAAAUCAUACGUGAACCAUAG